Molecule: messenger RNA, 1222 nt
Organism: Selaginella moellendorffii
Lineage: Eukaryota; Viridiplantae; Streptophyta; Lycopodiopsida; Selaginellales; Selaginellaceae
Product: phosphatidylinositol/phosphatidylcholine transfer protein SFH1-like
Exons: 2
Coding region: 314-1180 (288 amino acids)
Source: RefSeq, a predicted model, not a curated record
UCUUCGUCUCGGAAAAGAGCUCCGAUCGUAUUUUGCGGUGAGCAGAUCAAGUUGUUUUUGCUUUUUCGUGGCUUCGGGCGAUCGGAAGUCACAGUGUCGUCGAGUAGCAGACAAUGAGUCGGCCUCAAGAGGCUGUUAAACAGGCUUUUCGGUGGAGAGAUUCUCCAUCUCGCGACGAGGCAAGUUAAAGAGUCUUGCUUUGUCCGACCUUUUCACUUUUUAUGUGUGUGAAGUCCGUGAAUUUGAUCGCAUCCUCUAGUUCUUCGUGACAAACAGCUCGGAUCUUGCCAGAAAGAGUAAAAACGAGAAAGAAAUGGUCGACGCACUGGACGAGUCCCAAAAUGAGGCGUUGGAGAGGCUGCAAAAGCUCUUGGGCGAUCGCCAGAUUCAAGGGGACGUCGAUACCCUGGUGAGAUUUCUCAAGGCAAGAUCGUUUGAUGUGUGGAAGGCAAAGGCCAUGUACGAGGCCAUGCUCCAAUGGCGCGCAGAAGUUCGAGCAGACGCUAUCAAACAGGAGUUUGAUUUCCAAGAGCGUGAUGCAACGCAAGAGCUCUAUCCGCGUUUCUAUCACAAGGUGGACAAGUUGGGAAGGCCAAUCUACAUCGAAAGGCUGGGAAAGCUGCGCUUGGAAGAGCUCUUUAAAGUGACAAGUAUGGAGAGAAUGCUGCUGGAUCACAUCAAAGAGUGGGAGAUUUUCGUGGAUGUCAGGCUCCCUGCUGCGUCCCGUGACGCCGGCCGAGCGAUCACUCAAUCACUCGCGAUUCUCGACCUCAAAGGAGUGGUAAAGUUCCUCUUUUUUUUUUUUGGCUCGUUUGCUGUAAAAGUUUCCAUCUUUUUUCUUGCCUCGCUCCUCCAGGUGGUAAAGCACGUAAGCAAACAGGUCCGCCAGUUCGUGAGAGCCAUCCUCCGGAUCGACCAGGACUUUUACCCCGAGUUCCUGGGAAAGAUGGUGAUCGUCAACGCGCCGGUUUACUUCAAAGCGCUCUGGAGCAUCGUCAAACCGUGGCUCGACAACCAAACCCAGAAGAAGAUCGAAGUUCACGGAACCAACUACGUUCCCAGGCUGCUGGAGCUCGUCGACGCGGAGAGCUUGCCAUCGUUUCUAGGCGGCUCCUGCGAGUGUGUCAGCUCUAGAGGAUGCGAGAGCUCGAACGCUGGGCCUUGGCUUGGAAAUGUCUGAUAUUUACUUGGUUCUAGAUCACGGAGUUCUUGGUGCUCGUAA